AUGGGUAGAAGAAAGAUUGAAAUAGAACCAUUGACAGACGAUAGAAAUCGUACAGUGACUUUUGUGAAGCGUAAGGCAGGGUUAUUUAAAAAAGCUCAUGAAUUAGCUGUGCUCUGUCAAGUGGAUUUAACGGUUAUUAUCGUUGGCAAUAAUAAUAAAGUAUAUGAAUAUUCUACUGUUGAGGCAAAUGAGAUUUUUAAUGCCUAUAAUAAAACCAUUAAAGUCAGAAAACAAGUACAUGAAUCGAAGUCUCCAGAAUAUUAUUCGAAAUUUAGAAAGAAACGACAUUUAAAUGAACCACUUAUGAAUAAAUCAGGGUCUGUAGUUGGCACUAAUACACAUUUGAACGAUGAAGACUAUGAUCAUAAUGUUCAUGAAGCGGGCGAUGAGGAUUCGGAAUAUGAAAGCGAUGAUAAUUCUCCACAACCUAAACGGCACAAAAGAUCAGAGUCGGUUAAAAAAGAGCAAAACCCCAAAGUGUUUAAUAGUACCCAACCUCCACCACCGCCUCCACCACCUCAUAUAUCUUUAAAUAAUGUUCCAACAUUUACCAACCCCCAAAAUUACAAAAAACAGAUUGAUGAGACAAAUAACACUUCGGCACCGCCCGCUACUGGGACAAAAAAUGAACCAACGAUGCAACGACCAGUAUUGAGGGUACAAAUACCGAAUGAUGCCAAGAGCAAUACGAAUAAUUCCCAUAGUGGUGUUAAUAAUAGUGAUGGCAAGGACACGGCGAGAACAGUGACGGCAGUCGACAAUAGUGCAACCAACCAAAACACUCAAUCGAGCAAUACAACAUCAGGUACAGGGACUGCUGAUACCAAUUCAUCGCAACUAAAUUCAAAUGGUAAUAGUAAUUUAGUGCCUGCGAAUGUUCCAAAUACCAGGUUUUCGGGAUAUUCAUCGUUUCGAUCACCAGACUCACGAAAACCAACACUACCGUUACCUUUGCAAACCAAAUCACAAACGUCAUCUCCAGCUAGUGCUGUAGCACCAGGUUUACCAUUGACAGGAGGAAGCAAUGCAUAUUUUGCAGGAAUGCAACAAUCACCCGUGGGUGGUUCGUAUGUCAAUUAUCCAGCCCAAGUAUAUCAGCAGUAUCAACAGUUCCAAAAUCAACUACAACUACAAGAACAACAACAGCAACAGCAAAAACAACAAUCUCAGCCGCAGCCAUCAUCGCAACUGGUUGGAAAUCAAAAUGCACAAUUGGAAUCAGCAGCACGAUUCCGUUCUGGUUUACCGACAGGGACACAAUUUAAUAAUGGUGAACAAACACCAAUUUCAGGAUUGCCAUCACGAUACGUUAAUGAUAUGUUCCCCUUCCCAUCUCCAUCAAACUUUCUUGCACCUCAAGAUUGGCCAUCAGGUAUAACACCAACUACUCAUCUACCACAGUAUUUUGUGAAUAUGCCAUUGAGUGGAAUUGGACUGCAACAACUGCAACAACAACAACAACAACAACAACAACAACAACAACAACAACAACAACAACAACAACAACAACAACAACAACAACAACAGCAACAACAGCAACAACAGCAGCAGAAUGCCCAACAGCAACUGCAAGUACCUGUUAUCCCAAUACAAACACAAACAUCACAACAAAUGGCUUCAACUACCAAUCACAAAUCAGCUAAUCUAAUACCAGGGUUUUUACAAAACCCAACACAAGCCACUGGAAAUUCGGCAAAUGCUUCCAAGCUGAGUGAUGCUGGUGAUGGUACUAAUCCAACCACAGCAGGAAGUUCAAGUUCAGCAGAUGUCAAUAACACCAACAAUGGACCUAAUAAAAAUACAUAA
Candida albicans SC5314 is the source of this 1806-nucleotide messenger RNA. RefSeq names its product Rlm1p (gene RLM1). Lineage: Eukaryota; Fungi; Ascomycota; Pichiomycetes; Serinales; Debaryomycetaceae. Gene Ontology annotation, biological process: positive regulation of transcription by RNA polymerase II. Gene Ontology annotation, molecular function: RNA polymerase II cis-regulatory region sequence-specific DNA binding; protein dimerization activity; DNA-binding transcription factor activity, RNA polymerase II-specific. The coding region runs from base 1 to 1806 and encodes 601 amino acids. The transcript has a single exon. The record is from RefSeq and is a predicted model, not a curated record.